Messenger RNA from Cynara cardunculus var. scolymus (artichoke), 3087 nucleotides. RefSeq names its product serine/threonine-protein kinase phg2-like. NCBI's taxonomy places the organism in Eukaryota, Viridiplantae, Streptophyta, Magnoliopsida, Asterales, Asteraceae. Gene Ontology annotation, biological process: protein phosphorylation. Gene Ontology annotation, molecular function: protein kinase activity; ATP binding. The transcript is spliced from 7 exons. Bases 365 to 2947 code for a protein of 860 amino acids. The record is from RefSeq and is a predicted model, not a curated record.
UUUCAAGCAGAAAUGCGUUCUAAAGAGUAUAGUAUGAUCGAUUCGUACGUGAGCAGCAACUCGACAACGCAAAGCUCCCGUACUGCCUAUCAGCCCUCUAGGUUCGUCAAAAUCGUACAUCCUUCCACGGGCCAUACCCGUGAAUCCAUAUUUGCUUAUGUGUAUAUUGAUUUUACCAGUUUAUCUGUCUACGAAUGCUUGUAACUGGAAGCCCUAGGUCGAUUAUCUUAAAGAGAUUGCAAUUGUGUUCCUAAUCCUGUACAAAGUAAAGACCCUAAUUGCUUUCAGAUUCGAAGGAUUGUUUGUACUUGUCGAUCCUAACACAAGAGGCUAAGACCUGGAUCCAUGGUAGUAGUACCAGGAGAUGAUUGACAAAUAUUGUGUUGAUGAGGGGUGUGUUGGCGAAGUAGUUAUAUCGAAGAAAAGUGGAAGACCUAAGAGCCGUUACGUUACUGUUCAGAAACAACAGGAAGAAGACAAUGCUGAGCAGAAGAACUCAUCCCCGUCAUCAUCGUCAGAUCAACAAUUCGUACACAAAGAAGACCAUGUGGAAGGGACGGAUUCAUCCUCAUCAUCGUCACUGGAAAAACAGUGUCGCCGUUUUUCACUUGCCGAAAUCAAACUGGCCACCCAUGAUUUUGACGAUGCAUUUGUCAUUGGAAAGGGCGGGUUUGGGAAGGUAUACAAAGGCACAAUUGACUUUGGGGGAGGUAUCGAUGUUGCCAUCAAGAGGUUAAACAUUGAUUCCAAUCAAGGGGCAACUGAGUUCUGGGCAGAGAUUGAGAUGCUUUCGAAGUUACGCCAUAGUCACAUUGUCUCUCUGGUAGGAUAUCAUGAAGAGUCUAGUAAACGAGAGAUGAUCCUUGUUUAUGAAUACUUACCCAAUGGAAGUCUUGAGGAUCAUUUGCACAAAAGAAGAGCUAACGGCGGUAAUUUUUCUCCACUGACAUGGAUUCAGAGGCUACGUAUUUGCAUAGAUGCUGCUCGUGGUUUGGACUACCUCCAUACGGGCACGGGUGUAAGAUGUAGAGUCAUACACCGUGAUGUCAAAAGCUCAAACAUCUUGCUGGAUGAGAACUUGGCAGGUAAGAUUGCAGACUUUGGGUUGUCUAGAACUGGUCCAGCAUAUCAGUCGUGCACCACUAAUGUUUAUACCAAUCAAAUCAGAGGCACUUUUGGGUACAUGGAUGCACAAUACUUUGCAACUCACAGACUGACACGAAAAUCUGAUGUGUAUGCAUUUGGUGUUGUCUUAUUUGAAGUGUUGUAUGGGAGGCCUGCUGUGGAUUUUACAUUGGAAGAGAAGCAGCACAGUCUAGCUGCAUGGGCCAAACGUUGCGUGGAAGAAGGCACCAUAUAUCAAUUUGUAGAUCCCUGUUUGAGGGGGGAAAUCUCAACUCGUUGUCUGAAGGAAUUUACACAAAUUGCAUAUAAAUGCCUCCUCUGGUCUCCAAAGGAUCGACCCACAAUGACGGUGGUAGUGGCUCAGAUAGAAUUUGUAUUGGCGUUGGCAUUACAAAAACACGAUGGAGUGACGGUCAUUGAAAAGGUGAGGUCGCUGUUCUCGAAACUUCCAGGUAAACUUGAGUUCUUAGAAAACUAUUUGUGUGUGGAGAUAGACAUUAUAAGCAUGGUGGCUUCUGUUAAUGUUCACUCCACUUUUAUCUUUAUUGCUCUUUUUAUCUCAAUUAUGUACUUCCAUUUGGUUUCAGCAGUGCAUACUAAGAAUUACAGAAAUAGAAAAAAUUGGAGCAAUGCCAACAAAAAUAAACUGCUCAUACUAGACAAAGCAGUUUCCACAAUGGCCAAAGGAAGAAGUGAAGGUAUAAAUAACGGUGUUGGUUUAGUAGAUCCCACUAAGGCAGCAUCAGAAGUGAGCAGUAAGAACAUAAACAAAGGUGUCACAACGGAAGAACCCACUAUGACGUUGAUAGGGGGGAGCAGUGUGUACGUAAAAGCAGCUGCUGUACCCACAGAAGCCGAAUGUCAUCGUGCUGCUAUGAUGCUGAAGGCACAGCCAUUGAGUAGUCAGAUAGGGACACAGAACUUAAAAAUAUUCACAUUUGACGAGUUACAGAGAGCAACCCGGAAUUUCCGACCAUCAGCAAUGCUUGGAUUUUCUGAUGGUGAGUCGGUCUAUAGAGGGUGGGUGGACAGGGCACUGUAUGCCCCAUCAGUAUGUGGCGUCAGGAUAGCCGUCGCUAUCCGGAUCUUAAACACUGAUAAAGUUCGAAGUAUCGAAGAGUGGCAGGCAGAAGUGAACCGGGGAAAGUUUAGCCAUCCCCGCCUUGUUAAGCUCUUGGGAUAUUGUUCAGAAGAUGGAAGGCUUCUCCUUGUACACGAAUACAUACCUAAGAGAAACUUAGUAGAGCUUCUUAACUACCAUCCACUUCAGUGGGCCACGGCUUUGAAAAUUGCCAUUGGAGCAGCCCAAGGUCUUGCUUUCUUGCACACUGCUGAGAACACCCCCAUAUAUAGGACCUUCGAUGCUUCAAAUAUUUUGUUAAAUGAGGAUUUUGAGGCAGAGCUCUAUUUUGGACUGGCAACAUUAGGCUCGCCACGUGGAAUAAUGACGAUGUUAAAUAGUGACAUGCUUAUCAGUCAUCACACCACUCCUGAGUAUAUGGCUACAGGUCAUUGGUGUUUCAAGAGUGACGUCUACGCCUUUGGAGUGAUGAUGCUGCAUAUGAUAGCAGGUUCAAGUUUUUUUAUGGACAAUCGAUGGCCCUCACUGCAGAGUUUCAUGGAGUGUGCUGAACCCAUCUUAUCCGAUCCUACAAAACUAGAAAGAAUAAUGGAUCCAUGGUCCGAAAGAGGUAAUCCUCCAAAAGGAGCAAGUGAAGCAGCUGAACUCAUCCUAAAUUGUCUCAAAAUCGACCCAGAAAAUCGCCCUUCUAUGACACAAGUUGUGGCUAGCUUAGAAGGGAUUAAUUCAAUGGAUAUGUAACCAAAGCAGCCCAACAACACAACAAUCCCCUAAGCAAGGUGGCCUUUGCACUCGGUUCGUGAUCUAAUCUCCAUGCUAACCAUCCAUGCCUGAUCCUCGGUAAGCUUCGUGAAACCAAGACAUUCAUAGAGUCGAAAUAU